Vollenhovia emeryi is the source of this 884-nucleotide messenger RNA. Its product is annotated as retinol dehydrogenase 13-like. Lineage: Eukaryota; Metazoa; Arthropoda; Insecta; Hymenoptera; Formicidae. Bases 171 to 869 code for a protein of 232 amino acids. The record is from RefSeq and is a predicted model, not a curated record. The transcript is spliced from 4 exons.
UAUCUUACAAAUUAUAUAAGUGCGAGUGUAGCUGUUCGACACUCAACAUCAGUACGUCGCAUUGAUCAGUUCUAUUAUGUAAUGAAAGCAAUACUGUGUGAAUUCCGAUAGAAAUAAUCGUUGACAUAUUGAUAAUUCGUAGUAGAUCGUGAGUAAAAAAGCAUCUUAAAAUGUGGUUCUUUAAUCAAAUGUGUACGAGCAAAGCACGUCUUGAUGGUAAAACUGUUGUGAUAACGGGAGCAAGUGGUGGUAUCGGCAAGGAGACUGCCAGAGACUUAUAUGGAAGAGGCGCUAGAGUAAUUCUGGCUUGCAGAAAUCUGGAAAAAACAAAUAAAGCAGUUGAAGAUAUAAAAAAUAAUCCACCAUCGUGGACAACGAAGGAUGAAUAUAAGAAUAACGUAGGUGAGCUCGCGAUAUAUUUUCUCGAUCUAUGUAGUUUGAAGAGCGUAAGAGAAUGUGCCAAAAGGUUGAUGACGAACGAAGCAGCUAUUCAUAUUCUUAUAAAUAAUGCCGGUGUGGCUGCAUGUCCGUAUGAGAAGAUGGAGGAUGGAAUCGAAAUGGCAUUACAAGUAAAUCAUCUUGGCCAUUUUCUUUUGACACUUAUGUUGCUGCCAAAGAUGCAAUCGUCUUCUACCAAUUGCAGAAUAAUCAACGUCUCAUCUUAUGCUUAUAUUGCUGCAAACAUAGAUUUCGAUAUGAUUAAUGAUAUUAAUAUGGAAAGAUCUUAUUCAUUGGUUUUACGAUAUGCACAAACUAAAUUGGCAAAUAUUUUGUUCACCAAGGAACUCGCUCGUCGAUUAAAAGGUAUGCCGAGAAAGGAAACGUUUCCGAUUAGGAUACAUCACAUUCACUUAAUACCUGCUAAUUAAUACUUAUUGUUAGCA